AUGGCGGCGCAGGCGGGUGAAGAUGCCUGGAGGUGUCAGGGCUGUGGAGACCACGUUGCUCCCAACCAGAGGUUGUACAGGACCGUCAGCGAAGCCUGGCACACCUCCUGCUUCCGGUGUUCUGAGUGCCAGGAUUCCCUCACCAACUGGUACUACGAGAAGGAUGGGAAGCUGUACUGCCACAAGGACUACUGGGGGAAGUUUGGGGAGUUCUGCCACGGAUGCUCUCUGCUGAUGACGGGGCCCGUCAUGGUGGCCGGGGAGUACAAGUACCACCCAGAGUGCUUCGCCUGUAUGAGCUGCAAGGUGAUCAUUGAGGAUGGGGACGCAUAUGCCCUGGUGCAGCACGCCACCCUCUACUGUGGGAAGUGCCACAACGAGGUGGUACUGGCACCCAUGUUUGAGAGGCUGUCCACGGAGUCCGUCCAGGACCAGCUGCCGUACUCCGUCACACACAUCUCCAUGCCGGCCACCACCGAAGGCAGGCGGGGCUUCUCCGUGUCCGUGGAGAGUGCCUGCUCCAACUACGCCACCACUGUGCAAGUGAAAGAGGUCAACCGGAUGCACAUCAGUCCGGACAACCGCAAUGCCAUCCACCCCGGGGACCGCAUCCUGGAGAUCAACGGGGCCCCCGUACGCACACUCCGCGUGGAGGAGGUGGAAGACGCCAUCAGCCAGACGAGCCAGACGCUGCAGCUCCUGAUCGAGCAUGACCCUGUCUCCCAGCACCUGGACCAGCUGCGGCUGGAUGCACGGCUCUCUCCCCGCGCGCAGAAUGACAGACACGUGCACACCCUCAGCCCCCUGGACACCAAGGAGAACCUGGAGGGGACACUGAGGAGACGCUCCCUGAGGCGCAGUAACAGCAUCUCCAAGUCCCCCGGCCCCAGCUCCCCCAAGGAGCCGCUCCUGCUCAGCCGUGACAUCAGCCGCUCAGAGUCCCUGCGCUGCUCCAGUAGCUGCUCACAGCAGAUCUUUCGGCCCUGCGACCUGAUCCACGGCGAGGUCCUGGGGAAGGGCUUCUUCGGGCAGGCCAUCAAGGUGACGCACAAAGCCACAGGCAAAGUGAUGGUCAUGAAGGAGCUGAUCCGGUGUGAUGAGGAGACGCAGAAGACGUUUCUAACUGAGGUGAAGGUGAUGCGCAGCCUGGACCACCCCAACGUGCUCAAGUUCAUCGGCGUGCUGUACAAGGACAAGAAGCUGAACCUGCUGACGGAGUACAUCGAGGGGGGCACGCUGAAGGACUUCCUGCGCAGCGCGGACCCGUUCCCCUGGCAGCAGAAGGUCAGGUUUGCCAAGGGCAUCGCCUCGGGAAUGGCCUAUUUGCAUUCCAUGUGUAUCAUCCACCGGGAUCUGAACUCGCACAACUGCCUCAUCAAGCUGGACAAGACCGUGGUGGUGGCUGACUUCGGGCUGUCACGGCUCAUAGUUGAGGAGAGAAAAAAGCCCCCCGUGGAGAAGGCCACCGCCAAGAAGCGUACCUUACGCAAGAGCGACCGCAAGAAGCGCUACACGGUGGUGGGGAACCCCUACUGGAUGGCCCCCGAGAUGCUGAACGGAAAGAGCUACGACGAGACCGUGGACGUCUUCUCUUUUGGGAUCGUCCUCUGUGAGAUAAUCGGGCAGGUGUAUGCAGAUCCUGACUGCCUGCCCCGAACACUGGACUUCGGCCUCAACGUGAAGCUCUUCUGGGAGAAGUUUGUGCCUACAGACUGUCCCCCAGCCUUCUUCCCCCUGGCCGCCAUCUGCUGCAGACUGGAGCCUGAGAGCAGACCGGCAUUCUCCAAGCUAGAGGACUGCUUUGAGGCACUGUCCCUAUACCUGGGGGAGCUGGGCAUCCCUCUGCCCGCAGAGCUGGAGGAGCUGGACCACACCGUGAGCAUGCAGUACGGCCUGAUCCGAGACUCGCCUCCCUAG
Messenger RNA from Rangifer tarandus platyrhynchus (Svalbard reindeer), 1917 nucleotides. The record is from the annotation of a GenBank genome assembly. NCBI's taxonomy places the organism in Eukaryota, Metazoa, Chordata, Mammalia, Artiodactyla, Cervidae.